CAGGAUUUCUUUCAGUUUGCUAAACCUGAUCUGAAGGAAUCUGCACAUUUCAUCAGUACUUUACAACAAACCUGCUGAACUGUGGUGCCUGGAGGCUACAGGCACUAUAAAGCAUAAGGAAGUAGUGGCAUGACGGUACUUCUUUCUUUGCAACAAUAGGUGGCAGCAUUAACUCGCUGAGUAUUUCUGCAAGGCUUGGAUGACAAUUGAAAUUUCAACAUAGUGUGUAUGUGACGUAGCCAAGAGUUGCCACAGUAGGCAGAGAGCAGAUGGGCAAGAUGAGCACUGAACCUUUGACUCGCUCUGAGGUGUUUGGACAGCUCAGGAAGGAGCUCUAUGGAGAGGAGCCGUCCAGUCAUUCCGACACUCACAUAUUUAUUGUCCUGGGAGCCUCUGGAGAUCUCGCAAAAAAGAAGAUCUAUCCGACUUUAUGGUGGUUGUUCAGAGAUGGCUUGCUCCCAGAUAACACCUACUUUGUGGGGUUUUCCCGGUCUAACCUGUCUGUGGAGAACAUCAAGACAGCAUGUCUGCCUCAUAUGAAGGUCACUGAUGAAGAGAGUGAGUGUCUCUCUGCCUUCUUCAAGAAGAACUCCUACCUGAGCGGCAGGUAUGAUGACGGCAGCUCCUUCAACCAACUUAGUGCCCAUCUGUCAUCACUGCCGGGGGGAGCCGAUGCCAACCGACUCUUCUACCUGGCUCUGCCGCAAACCGUCUACCACCAUGUCAGCACAAACAUCAGGAGCCACUGCGUGAGCUGCAAAGGCUGGAAUCGGGUAAUUGUUGAGAAGCCGUUUGGGCGUGACCUCCAGAGCUCACAGGAGCUGUCAGCCCACCUGUCCUCCCUGUUCACAGAGGACCAGAUCUACCGCAUAGACCACUACCUGGGCAAAGAGAUGGUCCAGAACCUCAUGGUGCUUAGGUUUGGAAAUCGCAUAUUUGGACCAAUAUGGAACAGGGACAAUGUAGCCUGUGUGGUUCUCACCUUUAAGGAGCCUUUUGGCACUCAGGGCCGUGGAGGAUACUUUGAUGACUUUGGUAUCAUUCGAGACUUCAUGCAGAACCAUCUCCUGCAGAUGCUCUGUUUGGUUGCAAUGGAGAAACCUGCUUCCACCAGCCCUGAUGAUGUGAGGGAUGAGAAGGUGAAGGUUUUGAAGAGUAUAGCUCCUGUUGCCAUGUCAGAGGUGGUGCUCGGCCAGUACGUAGGGGACCCUGAGGGGGAAGGCCUCUCCAAACUGGGUUACCUUGACGACCCCACAGUACCAAAAGGCUCCUGCACACCAACGUUUGCCACUGCAGUGCUCUAUGUUCAAAAUGAAAGAUGGGAUGGAGUUCCUUUCAUUCUGCGCUGUGGUAAAGCUCUGAAUGAGCAGAAGGCAGAGGUGCGUCUGCAGUUCACUGACGUGCCAGGUGACAUAUUUAGCGACCGCUGUCAGAGGAAUGAGCUAGUUGUGCGGGUGCAGCCAGAUGAAGCCAUUUACCUGAAGAUGAUGACCAAGAGGCCGGGGGUUUACUUCAGUCCAGAGGAGACUGAACUGGACCUCACCUACAAGAGCAGAUACAAGAACGUGAACCUCCCAGAUGCUUAUGAGAGACUGAUACUGGAUGUCUUCUGUGGAAAUCAGAUGCACUUUGUCCGCAGUGAUGAGUUACAAGAGGCCUGGAGAAUCUUCAACCCACUGCUUCACCAGAUAGAAGGAAAGAAGACACAGCCAAUACCUUACACAUACGGAAGUCGUGGUCCGAGCGAGGCGGACGAUCUUGUGAAGGGAGCAGGAUUCCGCUAUGAGGGAACAUACAAGUGGGUGCAGCCCCACACAACAUGAUGCUUCUGUCACACUCAGGAACACGUUCAACACUAACAUAACAGUGUUUACAGACGUUUAGUACAAUCUUUCACCACUGUACCAUUGUAUAAUUUUAUUUGCAUGCACAAUAUGAAAACCACUGCUUUUAUACCUAAUCAUAGAUGUUGACCUAAAACAUAAAUGUAGUGGCCUGAUUUGUAAGUUCACCUGAAAAUGUUCUGUUUCUAAAUAAAUCAGCUGUGACUCUCCUGUC
Molecule: messenger RNA, 2058 nt
Organism: Paralichthys olivaceus (Japanese flounder)
Lineage: Eukaryota; Metazoa; Chordata; Actinopteri; Pleuronectiformes; Paralichthyidae
Product: glucose-6-phosphate 1-dehydrogenase-like
Biological process (GO): pentose-phosphate shunt, oxidative branch; glucose metabolic process
Cellular component (GO): cytosol
Molecular function (GO): glucose-6-phosphate dehydrogenase activity; NADP binding
Source: RefSeq, a predicted model, not a curated record